Syngnathus acus (greater pipefish) is the source of this 913-nucleotide messenger RNA. Its product is annotated as C->U-editing enzyme APOBEC-2-like. Gene Ontology annotation, cellular component: nucleus; cytoplasm. The record is from RefSeq and is a predicted model, not a curated record. Lineage: Eukaryota; Metazoa; Chordata; Actinopteri; Syngnathiformes; Syngnathidae. Gene Ontology annotation, biological process: cytidine to uridine editing. The transcript has 3 exons. Bases 158 to 913 code for a protein of 251 amino acids. Gene Ontology annotation, molecular function: cytidine deaminase activity; RNA binding.
UCCCCCCCUUCUCUCCUAUACCACCUCUGUCUUUAGGUCAGUCCAUUGCACUGCAGAGCUCCUUUUACUUCCAUCGCUCUGUCCACGGCUUACUUUUCAUUGUCUGCAUUUAGUUUUAUUUUAAAUCCAUUUUUGAGGCCACAAUAAAUCCGACAGCAUGGCUGACAGAAGUCGUAUGCCGCGGAGAAAGGAUAAACAAGAAAAAGAAGCUGGUGAAAAGACCAAGAAUGGGAAGGAGGUGAAUCAAGAUGGGGAAAAUGCUCAACAUCAUGGAGGGGGACCAUCAUCUGAGUCGUUACCUACCAAUGAUGCAACAACUAAUGGGAAAAAUGGAGAGCUUCAGGUUGAGCCCAUGGAACUACCUCCAUUUGAAAUCAUUGCUGGCGAUCGCAUCGAUCCUUUUGCAUUCAAGUUCCAGUUCAAGAAUGUGGAAUACUCCUCGGGCCGCAAUAAGACCUUCUUAUGUUACCUGGUGGACAAAGGGAACACACCUGACGGGCUUCUGAGAGGCUGUCUGGAGGAUGAACAUGCCGGAUCUCAUGCUGAAGAGGCCUUCUUCACACAGUGCCUGUCUGACUAUGACCCUUCACUCAAAUACACAAUUACCUGGUACAUGUCAUCGAGUCCCUGCUCUGCUUGUGCUGCAAAGAUAGUUGACAUGUUGAACGCCAAGAAAAACAUCCAAUUGACCAUCUUUGCUGCUCGGCUGUUUGAGUACGAGGAGGCGGAGAUCCAGGCUGGGCUAAAGGCCCUGCAUAAAGCCGGAUGUAAGCUGAGGAUGAUGAAGCCUCUGGACUUUUCCUAUACUUGGGAUACAUUUGUGGAGAAUGAGGAGCAACCUCUUAACCUGUGGGAAGACUGCAAAGACAACUAUGAGUAUUAUCAUGAGAAGCUGUCUGAAAUUCUGCAGUGA